CACUGUAUCCUGAACCUAGACGGGCAUACUGAAGUGUUAGUCGAAUACACCUCGCUAUUACUGUUUCCAAUUGCACAAUAGUCACCUACCGCUCCCAAGACUAUAUAGCUCUCUUACUAGAGAAGCCACCCUUCUAUCCUCCUCGUUAUUUGCAUCUAUUUGGUCGGCACCGAAUCUCUAGAAGUGCACAUCAAUCAUCAUGCCCGGCCGCCUCCUUUCCAGCCUUGUUCGCCCCCACGUGCACCACCACACCUCCUUCUCGUCGCAUUCCACCUCUUCCUCAUCUACCUCUAUUAAUGAGAUCCCCACCAACACCGUGGCCCACAAGAAGCCUUCUGCAAAUGUGCUGGAACGAGCACGCUCUCCAGAGCGCCGUUUGUCUUUCGCGGUCGAUCAUCUAAUCCACCCGCACAGGGAUCACAGCAAGGAGAAGCGCCGCAAUCAUGGGCGUUCAUCCGGUUCAAAGGAGCGUCCAGGCGAUUAUGGCGUUAGUGCUACUGCCAAGUUGGACGUUGUCGUUGAAUCACCACCACUUGUCUGUUAUGGCAGCCCAGCUAACUCGACCGGUGCGCUAUUCUCCGGCCGUUUGAAGAUCACUGUCUCGGAAAUGGUUGAAGCCAUUACGCUCGAUAAGUUCGACAUGAGAUUGAUGACCAGAAUGACAACGAAGAAACCAGUCUCGAGAGAAUGUCCGAACUGCGCCUCUAGAACCGAGGAGUUAAACCACUGGAACUUCUUGACAGAGCCGCUCCACUUGAAGCCUGGCGACCACGAAUUCCCUUUCAGCUACCUCUUCCCCGGUCAUUUGCCCGCUUCCUGCAAUGGAUCUCUGGGAAAGAUCGAGUACUACCUCUCUGCCCAUGGGCAAAACAUUACCGGCGAAGAAUACAACUUCCAGAUGCCUUUGCAUAUCAGGCGCGCUAUCCUACCUGGAAACGACAAAUCCUCAAUCCGUAUCUUCCCUCCAACUAACCUGACGGGCCGCAUUGUGCUUCCCUCGGUCGUUCAUCCCAUUGGUACGUUCCCCGUCCAGAUGACUCUGAGCGGAGUCGUGGACAAGGGCGAGGAGACCCAAACCCGCUGGCGCUUGCGCAAGAUGAUGUGGCGUAUCGAAGAACACCAGAAGAUCGUUUCCACCGCCUGUGGUAAACAUGCGCACAAGAUUGGUGGUGAGGGCAAGGGCGUCCUCCACCAGGAAACUCGAAUCAUCGGACAUAACGAAGAGAAGGAGGGCUGGAAGACCGACUUCGAUACUGCAGGAGGCGAGAUUAGCAUGCAGUUCGAGGCAAGCAUCAACCCCACCUGCAACCCUGUGUGCGAUCUUGAGGCCUCCGGUGGACUGGAAGCCAAGCACAACCUCGUUAUCGAGUUGAUCGUCGCCGAGGAAUUCUGCCCUAACCGCAACACCAGACUCAUCACGCCUACGGGCGCAGCGCGUGUGCUCCGCAUGCAGUUCCACUUGCAUGUCACUGAACGCAGCGGUCUCGGCAUCAGCUGGGACGAGGAAAUGCCUCCGAUGUAUGAGGAUGUUCCUGCUAGCCCCCCCGGCUACACAAAGCCCGAUGCCAGCAGUGUCAUGGAAGACUACCACGGCUCUCCGCUCCCGCUGCCAGAGUACGAAGAAUUGGAACGCAUGGACUCGCUCCGGCUGGACAGCGACUCUACUCACUCGUCGGCUCGCUCAAUUCUCUCAACACGCGGACGAUCUCGAUUCACCACUGACGAUCUCAUCGCCGAACCUGUGACACCACAAAGCCGCAAUCGAGCCCCGUCCGCCGAUUCGCGAGCCUCUCGGGCAUCUGAGUAGACCAGCUCUUCUGCUCCUUUCUUUCACUCACGACGUUACGAUUCCUCACGACCGAAUGACCUCAACCUGAACUCAGAGAAACCAAUACCACAUUUCUUUCAACAUCACCAUGAACAACGGACGCUUAAUCAACAUUGUUGUUUUGUUUUUCUUAGAGACCAUAUUUGGGGAAAUACCAGGGCUGAAAAAAAAGUUUUUCUUUUGUAUCUUUUUUUUUUUUUUGUUUGUUUCUUUACAAGCUGGACGAAGAUAUCCUUUUCCAUGAUACCCGUCAUCUGCUGAGGGUUUUGACCUUGUUAAUCGUUUUUAUACUAUACCGAUGGAUACCUUUCCUUUUUCUCAAGAUGAUACACAUACCCUAUGGUUAACUAAUAAUUACAAUAAACCAAUACAAUAAUCUAAACUCCAUUCCAAUCUUCCUCACCCCUUACCUCAUACAUAGACUGAUACAUAUAAAUAACAAGGUGAGUCAAA
Aspergillus pseudonomiae is the source of this 2281-nucleotide messenger RNA. RefSeq names its product alpha-arrestin. The transcript has a single exon. Gene Ontology annotation, cellular component: cytosol; plasma membrane; cytoplasm. Gene Ontology annotation, biological process: ubiquitin-dependent endocytosis. Gene Ontology annotation, molecular function: ubiquitin protein ligase binding; protein-macromolecule adaptor activity. The record is from RefSeq and is a predicted model, not a curated record. The coding region runs from base 200 to 1807 and encodes 535 amino acids. NCBI's taxonomy places the organism in Eukaryota, Fungi, Ascomycota, Eurotiomycetes, Eurotiales, Aspergillaceae.